Messenger RNA from Impatiens glandulifera, 940 nucleotides. Its product is annotated as ethylene-responsive transcription factor 2-like. The record is from RefSeq and is a predicted model, not a curated record. Bases 83 to 799 code for a protein of 238 amino acids. NCBI's taxonomy places the organism in Eukaryota, Viridiplantae, Streptophyta, Magnoliopsida, Ericales, Balsaminaceae. Gene Ontology annotation, biological process: regulation of DNA-templated transcription; ethylene-activated signaling pathway. Gene Ontology annotation, molecular function: DNA binding; DNA-binding transcription factor activity. The transcript has a single exon.
UCCAAUUCCAAUUUCUUCUCUCAAAGAUCCAAUUUUUCAUACAAAUUCUAUACUGAAAUCGAAAACCCAGAUAGUAAUUUACAUGCAAGGACAACAAGCGGCGGCUAUGAGUUUUCCGGCCGGCGAUUUACCCAUGUAUUGCCGGAGUUCAAGUUUCGGUAGACUUAUCCCAUGUUUAACCGAUACUUGGGGUGAUUUGCCGUUAAAAGUUGACGAUUCAGAAGAUAUGGUCAUAUAUGGGAUCCUCCGUGACGCCUUGAACACCGGCUGGACGCCGUUAAGUUUAACAGCGACGGCGCCGGAUGUUAUUAAACCCGAGCCAAUUGAAGAAUUAAUGGAGCCCUGUACAAUCUCGCAUGCUUUGUGGAAGGAUGAUAAGAUAACGCAAACGCAAACGCCGGAGAAGACGAUGGAGGUGGCGGCGACGGCGGCGGUGGUGAAGAAGGGAAGGCAUUACAGAGGUGUAAGACAGCGGCCGUGGGGGAAAUUUGCGGCGGAGAUAAGAGAUCCGGCUAAGAAAGGAGCUAGGGUAUGGCUUGGGACUUAUGAGACGGCUGAGGAAGCCGCGAUGGCUUAUGACCGAGCCGCUUAUAGGAUGCGUGGCUCAAGGGCACUGCUAAAUUUUCCUCAUAGGAUCGCGUUGAACGAUCCGGAGCCGAUUAGGAUAUUGGGGAAACGCCGAGCCACUGAGUCGGCUUCAUCGGCUUCUGAAGGUGGAUCUGUGAAGAGGAGUAAGGAGGAGUCGACGGCUGAAGGAGCCGAGCCGAAGAUAGAAGAGAGUUUUUCUAAUGGUGGAUGAUAGAUGAGAUUAAUAAUGAAAGCUGGCAAGCAAUGAUUGGAUGUGAUAAAUGAGCUGUCAGUGUAAUUUAUUAAAAUGGUCCUCUGAAAUUUGUCUCUGUUUCGAAGAGACCCUUGGUUUUAUGGAAUGUGUAUUUAUCAA